AUGUCUGAGUACCAACAUGAAGAUGUGUUUGGCAUGAAAACACAUUUGAUCAAUGGAGUAGAUUUGACUUUGAAAUUGUACAGAUCAUCACCUGCUUUCUGUUUGAUGAGUGGUAAAGCUAAAGAAGAGUAUACCAUUGAGUUACUCGAUGCAUAUCUCCAAAUAUGCAAACUCAAAGUCAACCCGGCACUGAACCUAGCUCAAAACACCCUGUUCCAAAAUAACUCCAAUGCACUCUAUCCUUUCACUAAGUCUGAGGUCAAGAUCAACAGCAUCCCCGUUUCUCAACUGACGCACACCAUUGAUACUGUGUCCAACCCCAUUGCUAACCGCUACAUCAUUGGCUUUUUGGAAAGCAAGAGUUUGAAUGGGGCACAUGAUGGGAAUCCUUUCAACUUUCAAUCAAGCAUGCUCAAAACUGUCAGCCUCUAUGUGAAUGGUGUCAGUGUACCUGGACGUCCAACCCGUGCUGAUGAUGUGAACAGCUAUGUGAACAUGUUUGAUGGUUUGGGACUUUGGAGAGAAAAUCGAGGAAACUGCAUUUCCAGAUGA
Molecule: messenger RNA, 552 nt
Organism: Haliotis rubra (blacklip abalone)
Lineage: Eukaryota; Metazoa; Mollusca; Gastropoda; Lepetellida; Haliotidae
Exons: 1
Coding region: 1-552 (183 amino acids)
Source: RefSeq, a predicted model, not a curated record